This is a messenger RNA of Penicillium cataractarum, 807 nucleotides long. RefSeq lists its product as uncharacterized. The coding region runs from base 1 to 807 and encodes 268 amino acids. The record is from RefSeq and is a predicted model, not a curated record. The transcript has 2 exons. Lineage: Eukaryota; Fungi; Ascomycota; Eurotiomycetes; Eurotiales; Aspergillaceae.
AUGGUGAUUCAGCUCAUUCAACAAGCAGCAAAGCGACAGGCUGAGCUUAGGUCAAAGCUCGAGGAGUACAGCGAGGAGGUUGGUGAGACCAAAAGAAUUGUCGAGUUGGUCCAGAACGAAGAUGCUCUACAAACAUCAGGUGCAGUCGCUAUGGUCCGACGUGUCGAGAACCUCGGCCAGGGGCUGAAGAGACAUCUGAUGUCGAUGGGACAACCUAAAAGUGCACUUCGACAAUUCGGCCAUCAGCUCAUAAGCGGUUCAGAGGACGAAGCACAGCUGGCAUCUUUCAUGGUCCGGCUUGGUCGAGCAAAGCAAGAUCUGAUCUUGCAAAUCCAAGUCGCAAAUGUCGGGCUGGCCAAGUCCAUCAACAAUACUCUCCUUGUCGAGAUGGCCACGGUCAACAAACUCCAUGCACUCCUCCAAGAAACCCUAGGUGAGGGGAAAGGGCUAAAGAUUGCCGAGUUCCUCAGGCAAAAAGGCGCUGUUUUGGAAGGCAGCGAGUCCAUCCAGCUAUCUGACGCAGAGUAUGAUAAAUUACAGACGGAGGAACGCGAAGCCCUUCAUCCAGAGCCAGUAGACGCGGCCCUGAAUGUGGGAGGGCGAAGGAUUAUUGUCGACAACUUAACGAGAGAUCAAGCACUUCAAAUUAAUGGGCCCGUUGCAGUUGAUAUAUGGAAGGACAUGGCUUUUAUCAAGAUUGAGGGAAACAUAGCGUCAGAUACCGCUAUUCAGACCAACUACCCCGUAAGCAUGGAUGUUUUCCGGGAGCUUUUAGCCGCAAGGGCUGCGGGGAUAGGCUCAAGGUAG